GAAGGGAGAGAGGAAGGGAGAGAGAGAGAGAGAGCGAGAGAGAGAGAGAGAGAGAGAGAGAGGGAGAGAGAGGAGGACAGAGAGGAAGGGAGAGAGAGAGGAAGACAGAGAGAGAGGAAGGGAGAGAAAGCGUCAGAGAGAAGAGGGAAACCGAGACAGAGAGUGGAGGCUGAGCGCAUCUCUCCAUUGAUCUUGAACCGAUCAAGGACACUGACCUGUUGUCUGAUACACCGGCCAAUCAAAACCAGGGUUACAGUGGCAGUCAUGUCAGGGAUGCACCGUUCAACCAAUCAGAGCUGGGAUUCUACACAUUUUGGUGUUCCGUUGCACAGAUGAACCAAUCACACGCAGGUGUCUCACUUUGCAUCCCACAGAACCUACGGAACCCGAAUCCAACGAACCAAUCAAAUACAGGAUUGCUGGUCCCAGAACAAAUCCGGAGGAUGGCGAGGGUUCAUCGCUGUUUCCAAGCAUCCAAUCGGACUGCAGAUUACUAACCUCACCACCUCACUGGAUUACACAUUUGGGGAUUUUAGAGGAACCAGGAUUCCAGCCAAUCAGAGCUUGGGGAGGACUGAACCGUUGGCGCGUGGUGAUUGGCUGCUGAGUCCGAUGGGGGCGUGACCCGUGGUUGUGGCCCGGUCCUAUCCUGGCUGGUCUGACCCCUAACCUCUAACCCUUGACCUGUAACCCCAGACCCCUCUGGUCCUGGCUCUCCAGCUGCUGUGCUGCUUGGGUUCUGGUCCCGUCCGCACCGGGGGAGGGGCCAAAAAGAACAAUCAGCCAAUCACUAUGAAAAAGAGUCACAGCGUGCAGCGUCUGUCGCUGGCCGGAGAAGAGGAGGAUAAUGACACUGAUUCGUCAGGCUGUGCUGAGAAGGCGGAGUCGGGGCUCUACAGCAGCUCCUAUACGUCAGGAGCCACUCUGGGGGCGGAGCUACGCAUGGGGAGGAGCAGGAGGCUGGCCUCCAGUUUGCAGGUUCCGUGUUGGCUCCGCCCCCGAGACAGGACACGCUCACCUGAGAUCCUGAGUAACAUGCCACGCCCCACUUCACUGCCCCUCUGCAUCCCACCACGCAUUGCCAUCACACCUGCAGACGCAGACAGUGAGCUGGAGAACGGGGUGUCUCCGGGCCAUACCCCUCUUGGCUCCCAGAGUCCCAGCCUGACCCUGCACCCAUCCUUCCCCCAGGGGGGCCGACGAGAGUCCUUCCUCUACCGGUCAGACUCUGACUACGACAUGUCCCCAAAAAACUCAGGCUCACGCAAUUCUAUCGCCAGCGAAGGGCAUGCAGGAGAAGACUUCAUUGUUACCCCCUUUGCUCAGGUGUUGGCCAGCCUGCGCUCGGUACGGAGCAACUUCACCCUCCUCGCCAACGUCUCCAUGCCAACCGUCAAGAGGUCUCCACUGGGCGGUGUAGCGCACCACAACCCCAGAGCAGCUCUAUCAGAUCAACAGUAUGAGCAGCUGGCUACAGACACUCUGGAGGAGCUGGACUGGUGUCUGGACCAGCUAGAGACCAUCCAGACUCACCGCUCUGUCAGCGAUAUGGCCUCCAACAAGUUUAAGAGAAUGUUAAACAGGGAGCUGUCUCACCUAUCAGAGAUGAGUCGUUCGGGUAACCAGGUGUCUGAGUACAUCUCCAGCACCUUCAUGGACCAGCCCAACGAGGUGGAGCUCCCGUCCCCUCGUCUAAAGGAGAAGUCUAUGAGUCAGAUUAGCGGAGUGAGGAAUCUGUCCCACAGCUCCACUCUGUCCUCCUCUUCUGUCCCGCGCUUUGGAGUCAACACUGAACAGGAGGACCAGCUAGCCAGGGAGCUAGAGGACCUGGACAAGUGGAGUUUCAACAUCUUCAGAGUGUCAGAGUUCUCUAACAGCAGGCCUCUCAGCUGCAUCAUGUACGCCAUCUUCCAGGAACGUGAUCUCCUAAAGACGUUCCGUAUCCCCGUCGACACCUUCGUGACCUACGUGAUGACCCUGGAAGACCAUUACCAUGGCAACGUGGCCUACCACAACAGCCUGCACGCCGCCGACGUCUGCCAGUCCACACAUGUCCUCCUCUCCACACCCGCACUAGACGCUGUGUUUACAGACCUGGAGAUCCUAGCUGCUCUGUUUGCUGCAGCCAUCCAUGAUGUGGACCACCCCGGAGUGUCUAACCAGUUCCUCAUCAACACCAACUCUGAGCUGGCUCUCAUGUACAAUGAUGAGUCAGUGUUAGAGAACCAUCACUUGGCUGUUGGCUUCAAGCUGCUCCACCUGGAAAACUGCGACAUCUUCCAGAACCUGACCAAAAGACAGCGACAGAGCCUCCGCAAGCUGGUCAUCGAUAUGGUAUUAGCUACAGACAUGUCCAAACACAUGACUCUACUAGCUGAUCUGAAGACCAUGGUGGAGACUAAGAAGGUGACCAGUUCAGGAGUGCUGCUGUUGGACCACUAUACAGAACGCAUACAGGUCCUGAGGAACAUGGUUCACUGCGCAGACCUCAGCAACCCCACCAAGCCACUGGGUGUGUAUCGCCAGUGGACUGAACGCAUCAUGGAGGAGUUCUCCAGACAGGGAGACAAGGAGAGAGACAAGGGCUUGGAGAUCAGCCCCAUGUGUGACAAACACACUGCCUCGGUGGAGAAGAGCCAGGUGGGUUUCAUAGACUACAUAGUCCACCCUCUGUGGGAGACGUGGGGUGACCUGGUCCACCCUGAUGCCCAGGACCUGCUGGACACGUUGGAGGAGAACAGAGACUGGUACCAGUCCACCAUGCCUCAGAGCCCCUCUCCUCCCUACGACAAACACCUGCUCACAGACCGCUUCCAGUUUGAGCUGGCACUGGAAGAUGUGGAGCUCAACCACAACCACAUACAACAACCCAACGGGUCCAACCACACGGUCAGACAGGAGAACGGAAACCAGGACCAUUCAAAGGAGGACCGUGUUGAAGAAGGGGAGAAGGACCAUGUUGAAGAGGAGAAGGACCAUGUUGAAGAGGUGGAGGAGAAUCAUGUUGAAGAGGAGGACCAUGUUGAAGAGGUGGAGGAGAACCAUGUUGAAGAGGAAGAGGAGGAGAACCAUGUUGAAGAGGAGAAGGACCAUGUUGAAGAGGUGGAGGAGAACCAUGUUGAAGAGGAGGACCAUGUUGAAGAGGAGAAGGAGGAGAACCAUGUUGAAGAGGAGGAGGAGGAGAACCAUGUUGAAGAACAGGAGAAGGACCAUGUUGAAGAAGAGGAGAAGGACCAUGUUGAAGAGGUGAAGGAGAACCAUGUUGAAGAGGUGGAGGAGAAGGGCCAUGUUGAAGAGGAGAACCAUGUUGAAGAGGAGGAGGACCAUGUUGAAGAGGAGGAGGUGGAGGAACAUUUUGAAGAGGAGGAGGAGGAGGAUCAUGUUGAAGAAGUGGAGGCGGAGAACCAUGUCGAAGAGGAGGAGGAGGAGAACCAUGUUGAAGAAGAGGAGGAGGAGAACCAUGUUGAAGAGGAGGACCAUGUUGAAGAGGAGAAGGAGGAAAACCAUGUUGAAGAAGAGGACCAUGUUGAAGAGGAGGAGAAGGAGAACCAUGUUGAAGAGGAGGAGGAGGAGAACCAUGUUGAAGAGGAGGAGGAGGAGAACCAUGUUGAAGGGGAAGAGGAGGAGAACCAUGUUGAAGAGGAGGAGGAGGAGAACCAUGUUGAAGAAGUGGAGGAAGAAGAUAGAGGAGAGGAGGAGGAGGACCAUGUUGAAGAAGUGGAGGAGGAAGAUAGAGGAGAGGAGGAUGUCAAAGAAAAUGGAGAUGUGGAGAACCAAAAUGGAGAACGAGACUGUGUUGGGGAGGAGAAGGAGGAAGGAGAAGAGAGGGAGGAGGAAGGAAGAGAGGAGAAACGGGAGGAGGAAGGUGAAGAAGAGGAGGAGAAGGAAGAAGGAGAGGAACAGGGGGAGGCAGAAGGAGAGGAAAAGGAGGAGAAAGAAGGAGAGGAGGGGGAGAAAGAAGAGGUUGAUGAGGAGAAAGAAGGAGAGGAGGGGGAGAAAGAAGAGGAUGAUGAGGAGAAAGAAGGAGAGGAGGGGGAGAAAGAAGAGGAGGAGGAGGAGGAUGAGGGGGAGGAAGAAGAGGAGGAUGAGGAGAAAGAAGGAGAGGAGGGGGAGAAAGAAGAGGAGGAUGAGGAGGGGGAGAAAGAAGAGGAGAAAGAAGUAGAAGAUGGGGAGAAAGAAGAGGAGGAUGAGGAUGAGGAGGAGGAGGAGGAGGAGGAGGAGGAGGGGAAGAAAGAAGGAGGAGAAUGAGAGGAAAAGGAGGAAGGUGAGAAAGAGGAAAGUUAAUUGGAAAUGAGAUUUAAAAAAUAAUAGAUAAAAGACAAGAGAAGCUAAAUCAGACCCAAUGGAGGAGUGAUGAGGAAGAGGAGGAGAGAUGAAGAAGAGGAGGAGAGAUGGAGGAAGAGGUGGACUAUAGACCCAGUGGAGGUCUGGAUGGACAGAGAUGGAGGAAGAGGUGGACUAGAAAGGACUCAUAAUGACAACGACUCCACUUCCACCUCCAGUUCUCUGUGUUUACAGGGUAAGCUAAGAGCACUACCUCCUGGGCCAUUAAGACCUGGACCCCUUGGCAGAGGCUCUACCUGUUACUGAACAGGGCGUUUACUGUACAACAGUACUGUACUACAGAACAGGGCACCAGGCUGAACUGUGGGACAAACAGAGGUUUGUGUUGCAGGUGUGAGGUAGCUAGCUAGUAAACAUUAUCCCACCAUGGAACAAAGUGAUGUCACCUGCCCUGACACCUGAGGCAGUGUCUGCCUCGCCCAACCAAGGCCAUGGGCUGUGUCCCAAAUGACAACCUAUUCCCUAUAUACUGCACAAAGGGCUCUGGUCAAAAGUAGUGUACCUACAUAGGGAAUAGGUUGCCAUUUGGAAUGCAGACGUUCAGUCUUCAUGAUCUAUAGCCUUUGUACAUGGACCACUGCCACCAGGGGGAUCCUUCUUUUAACAGCUCUUUUGUAGCAAUACGGACUAUUAAGACUGUAACACACACUGUGUAACACACAGUCACCCACCGGUCAGCACAUGCAAAACAAUAAACAAUGCUCUUUCGGGACUCCAUUGGACUAUUAAACAUGGAGAAGGGUGAAGUUGCCCCUAGACACUGAUCUUGGGUCAGUUUAACAUUGUCCCCCACUAAUGGUUAAUGUUAGGAUUGGGGGAGGGGGAAGCUGGUCCUAGAUCUGUACCUAGGGGAUUCUGGAGCAAGAACACACUGGAACACUUUGAAUAAUUUAUUUGGAUCCACAGUCUAGAGCAUCAAAGAAAGAAAAUAACCCAAUAUAGAGGUCAAAGGUCAUAUGGAUUCAUGCCAUCAUAGAGAUGUUAUUAAGAGAUCACAACAUUGUAUCUGUCCCAUUAUGGCGUCUGUGAGCGCACAGGCACUGCCACUGUGGCCAUCUCCAUUUUGAAGUAGUUCAUUUUCUUCUUUUACUACUUCUAUGAGUUGGAAAACAAACUGAAAGGGUACGUACUGCCCCCUGGAGUGUGUUAUUUAAACAGGUUUAAAGCCACGGUUGGCCUGCAGUUAUGGAAUGUUUGCUCACCAGUAUAAUUCAUUGGCUGAUGACCUCGAUGGAAUUAUGUGAUUCUUCCUUAACCCAGAGGAAGUCCCACCCAGUUGACUACUUCAAAAUGGUGAAAGUCCUCAAUGUUACUGCCCAUGUUAAAACAGGCUUUUGGGCACACUAAAAUAGAUAGAGAGUACUCUAUCUUGAUGCGACUUAUAGGCUGUCUCCCAAAAGGGCCCUGGUCAAAAGUAGUGCACUACAUAGGGAAUAGGGUGCCAUUUGGCACUCAGACAUGGAAAUACAGGUGUUGGUGUAUGUAUACUUCAUAUCUAAGAGACAUUUGUAACCCGAGACUGGAUUCAACUGGACUUUAUUUCUUCCAUUUUUGUCGGAAUUGAAAAAAAAAAUUGCAAAAAUAGAGGAACCUUCUGUA
Messenger RNA from Salvelinus fontinalis (brook trout), 5943 nucleotides. Its product is annotated as cAMP-specific 3',5'-cyclic phosphodiesterase 4B-like. The coding region runs from base 793 to 4248 and encodes 1151 amino acids. The record is from RefSeq and is a predicted model, not a curated record. Gene Ontology annotation, molecular function: 3',5'-cyclic-AMP phosphodiesterase activity. Gene Ontology annotation, biological process: signal transduction. The transcript is spliced from 17 exons. NCBI's taxonomy places the organism in Eukaryota, Metazoa, Chordata, Actinopteri, Salmoniformes, Salmonidae. Gene Ontology annotation, cellular component: perinuclear region of cytoplasm; cytosol; nucleus.